UUUUCAAACAAAAAAAAUAUGUACUCUGGGAUAAAUGAAAAAAAAUUUCUUAUAUAAAAAAUGAAACUACUUGAGCACCACGCUCUUCCAUAAAGCCUAAACAAUCACGUCCUGAAGUUUGAAAUUAUUCGGUGCAGCCAGUUUUAUAAAUAUUUUCACUUUCAUAUCACCUUAAUGCGUAAUUUGCGCGCUUGAGAAAUCUUCGAAUUUCUUGCGUUUUUCGUACGAAUGCAACGCCAUCUACCCGUGAAUCCUAGGAAUGAAAAAAAAAAGAGUACAAUUAGAAAAAUAUAAGAAUAUAUAAAUAUAAUAAUGUAACGUCACUGAGAGCAUAAAGACCGAUUCAGGAAGCCGCAGAGACGCGUGAGUUUAUUCUAGCUCGCAUUCGGAUCCCGAAGAAACGAACGAGUUGAAAGGGCCGUGUGAAAAUGCAUUAUAGUCUCGAGUCCCACGCUGCAGGUCGAGGCAUCUCUCUUUCUUGGAUGCUCAUCAAUUACGCGCGCGUUAGUAGCGACGAUCGAAGGCACACGGACGAGGGUCGAGGCACUCCUUGUAGAGGCGCUCACAAAACCUCGUCUUAUGCAAUGGGAUUUCACAGACCCCGUCACGAGACUCGCAUGCAAACACGAGACCCGAGGACGCGGCCGAACAACGAGGAGUCGUAAAGCGCGCUUUACUCGUCCAGGCCGUCCCUCUAAAUUAUUACUAUUAACAAGAGACUCUUCUUUCUUGCAGAUCCUGCUGCUCGGCUGUUUGGUAGACCUGGGAUUCGCCGGGCGAUAUCCAGAGCACAUCGCACCUGGGGAAGAAUCCAAGAGAGUGUUUCCUUGUAUAUCGGUCGGCUCGGUGCCGUUUCAUGCAAUUGCACCUGCGAUUUCCUGCGCCCUUAAGGCCGACAGUGCACUUCUUGGACCUAAUGUGGAUGUUCCUGCGCCGCGUUACGUAAAGAUCUCCGCGCCCUCUUACUACACUCCCCUGCCGAAAACAUCGUCAUUGGUGUACGUGGCGCCACCUGUCGUUAAAACCGCAUCCGCAAUUGUCGAACGUCGAGAGGACCAGGAACAUGAAUAUCACACGGAAAAGGAGGAAGUGGAUUAUAUGGGUUAUCCAAAGUAUUCCUUCAAUUACGGCGUAAUUGACGGUUAUACAGGAGAUUCGAAGUCUGCGUGGGAAGAAAGAGACGGCGACACCGUAAAGGGAGAAUACUCUGUAGUGGAGGAGGAUGGAACGAUUCGUACCGUUUCUUACACCGCGGACGAUCACAAUGGCUUCAACGCAGUCGUCACGAGAAGUGAACCGAACAAAAAACCUGCUUCGUCCAAGGAGAAAACUGUCGUUCCUUCCUUUAGGAGCAACAGGCGGCACUCGUUUUACUGAGAGAUAACGAGGGGCACGUUUUUCUAGGAUGGAGAAAGAGUUCAGUGAGAGUGUGGGAUUGAAAAAGCAACGAGUACAAAAUCAGAUGAACAUUUAAUACAAAAGUAAUAAAAUUAGGUAUUUAUAAAAGUGUUAAUCUAUGGAAGUGUUGGAGAGUAUACCGUUAAUAGACUCGCGAGGCAGAAUUA
Orussus abietinus is the source of this 1565-nucleotide messenger RNA. Its product is annotated as cuticle protein 21. Gene Ontology annotation, cellular component: extracellular matrix. Bases 580 to 1377 code for a protein of 265 amino acids. NCBI's taxonomy places the organism in Eukaryota, Metazoa, Arthropoda, Insecta, Hymenoptera, Orussidae. The record is from RefSeq and is a predicted model, not a curated record. The transcript is spliced from 3 exons.